AUGGAGCAUCACUUCUCAUCUUUACCAUUCCUUUUAUUUUCACUGAUUUUUAUGCUUAUCAUCUCACGGAUUCUGAGAGUAAGAAAAAGAUUCAAAGCCACAGAAAAAACAUCGAACCUUCCCCUGGGACCAUGGAAGCUUCCUGUCAUUGGAAGCAUACACCAUCUGAUUGGCUCUCUACCCCAUCACCGGUUGAGAGAACUAGCCCAAAAAUAUGGCCCUCUUAUGCACCUUAAACUUGGUGAAGUAUCAACCAUCGUGGUUUCUUCUCCAGAAUUUGCCAAAAAGGUGUUGAAAACCUAUGAUGCCAUCUUUGCUCAAAGACCUCAUCAAAUUGGUGCAGAUAUCAUGUGUUAUGGUUCCACUGACAUUGCCACUGCCCCAUAUGGAGGUUACUGGAAGCAGCUAAGAAAAAUAUGCUCAGUAGAGCUUCUUGGCACUAAACGUGUGCGAUCAUUCCAAUCAAUAAGGGAAGAAGAGGUAUCGAAUUUAAUAAGAUAUAUUUCUUCUAACACUGGAUCUUCUGUCAACCUCAGUGACAGAGUGGUUUGCAUGACAAGUGCCAUUACUGCAAGGGCAGCAUUUGGUGAAAAAUGCAAGGACCAAGAAGAAUUCCUUUCAUUGAUCAAGAAGCUUGUGAGACAGGUCGAAGGUUUGAUUGUUUUUGACUUGUUUCCUUCUCAAAAGUGGCUUCACCUGAUCACUGGAAUGCAGCCUAAACUGGAGGAGUUGCAUCGAAAAUUGGAUACAAUUUUUGAAAACAUCAUCAGAGUGGCAGUGACAAAGACCGGUGAAGUACAAGUACAGGGUCUUCUCUCUGUUCUCUUAAAUAUUAAAGAUCAUGAAGACUUUGAGUAUCCCUUGACAAUCGACAACAUCAAAGCUGUAAUUUUGGACUUGUUUGUUGCUGGAAGUGAUACAACAUCUGGAGUAAUAGAAUGGGCCAUUUCAGAGAUGGUGAAAAACCCAGGAGUAAUGAUCAGAGCUCAAGAAGAAGUUAGAAAAGUUUUUGGUAGCAGAGGUUACACUGAUGAAACAGCUCUUCAAAAACUAAAGUAUCUGAAAGCGGUCAUAAAAGAAACAUUGAGAUUACACCCACCUUUUCCUCUGCUUCUCCCAAGAGAAUGUAGAGAAACUUGUGAGAUUAAAGGGUACACAAUACCUGCAGGAAACAAAGUGAUAAUCAAUGCAUGGGCAAUUGGAAGAGACCCUGAUUACUGGAGUGAAGCAGAGAAGUUUUGUCCAGAGAGAUUUUUGUAUUCUUCAAUUGAUUACAAGGGUUCCAAUAUUGAAUACAUACCUUUUGGUGCUGGAAGGAGAAUGUGUCCGGGCAUUUUGUUUGGUAUGUCUGGUAUUGAACUUUCUCUUGCACACUUGUUGUACUACUAUAAUUGGAAACUUCCUGAUGGAACCAAGGAAAAUCUAGAAAUGACUGAAGCAUUGGGCUCCUCUUCAAGAAGGAAAACAGAUCUAAUCUUAGUUCCUAUUUCUUACAAUCCUGUACCUGAUUGA
Molecule: messenger RNA, 1512 nt
Organism: Gastrolobium bilobum
Lineage: Eukaryota; Viridiplantae; Streptophyta; Magnoliopsida; Fabales; Fabaceae
Product: cytochrome P450 71D11-like
Exons: 2
Coding region: 1-1512 (503 amino acids)
Molecular function (GO): monooxygenase activity; heme binding; iron ion binding
Source: RefSeq, a predicted model, not a curated record